Molecule: messenger RNA, 4414 nt
Organism: Cimex lectularius (bed bug)
Lineage: Eukaryota; Metazoa; Arthropoda; Insecta; Hemiptera; Cimicidae
Product: signal transducer and activator of transcription 5B-like
Exons: 15
Coding region: 612-2954 (780 amino acids)
Biological process (GO): regulation of transcription by RNA polymerase II; cell surface receptor signaling pathway via JAK-STAT; regulation of cell population proliferation
Molecular function (GO): DNA-binding transcription factor activity, RNA polymerase II-specific; RNA polymerase II cis-regulatory region sequence-specific DNA binding
Source: RefSeq, a predicted model, not a curated record
UUUUUGACAUUUUAAUCCAAGGAUUUUCUCAAAUUCUUAUACCGAUUGGUUUCUGCCUGUGGGACCAUUCCGCGAAAGAUUAAUCGCAUGAAAUAUCAAUCAAGUUUCGGAUUGACGUGAAAAAACUGACUGUUGAUUAAAAUAGUUAAUUACAGACGAAAUAUAAAUUUGAAUUCCUUAACUGUCCGCAAAAGGGGAAAGUUUACUCAGUGUUGCAAUGCCUAACCCUAUAAAAAUUGCAAAUUAUUACAAACUACAAACAAUUAGCCUGAAGCGAAUUAUUAUCUUUUACGAAAAGAUUGUAACGUUGGCCUGUUAAGCUGUUAACUCUUUAUAAAAUCUGUUUUUAGUUAAUAGUUCCUUGCCAUUUUUCUGCGCUAGUAAUUAUGCGCAGAGUUGAGAUUAGAGAAGGGCAGACGCCAUUUGUUUGGCGAAGUCGUCCGCUGAUACUUGCUUUUUUCGUUCGUCUGCCAUUAUUUUUGUGUUUUCCUUUAAGUUAAAUCACGUUUUCUCUUGUUCCCCCGUCGAGGACGUAGAUAUUUUUCUUUUCAGCCGGAUUCUUUAGAUUUUCUUAUUUGAAAGUUAGAAACAGGAUAAGUAACGUUAACACCAUGGAGUACCGCCUGGGAUCCAUGUCUUUAUGGACGAAGGCCCAACAACUCCAAGGGGAAGCCCUCCAGCAGGUCCAGGCUGUUUACGGGGAGCACUUUCCGAUCGAAGUCCGUCACUUUUUGGCCCCUUGGAUCGAAGACAAGAUGUGGGCGGAAAUAGAGCCUGACAAUCCUCAACAUGAACAGUACGCGACGACUUUAUUCACAUCACUUGUCCAGGAACUUCAAGUCAGGGCAAACAGCCUGGUUUCCGAAGAACAUUUCAUAACUAAAAUAAAGUUGAUGGAUGCCGCUAAUUUUUUCCAGCAACGUUAUGCGCACAACCCCUUGGCUUUGUUCGGUAUCCUUAAGCAUUGCUUGAAUACAGAAUUGAAAUUAGUGCAACAGGCUGAAAACGCUGGUGUGGACCUUGGCGGAGGUGGUAUGAGCACUGUAGCUGCUGAAAUUGCCCAGCAGUUGGAAAUCUUAAGAGCUAGGACGCACGAAACCUCUGAAGAUCUAAGGCGAAUGGAGCAAGAGCAAGAAUCUUUUGCCCUACAGUAUCAUGAAUGCACAAAGCUCAAUGCUCAUAUCUCCCACUUGCAAAGUCAACCGCAAAAUGCUCAGAACAUUGAAUUGGACAGAAAAUUGAAGAGGCAAAAAGAGAUGCUAGAACAGAUCUUGAGUCAAAAAGUUGGCGGAUUGUUACAACAAAGAAUUACAUUGACAGACAAACUGAAAUGCACUCUUAAUUUGAUACAAUCCGUACAGUGUCGGAUUCUAGACGACGAACUGAUAAAAUGGAAAAGGGAGCAACAAUUGGCGGGGAACGGUGCCAAGUUCAACAACAAUCUAGAUUUGAUACAGGAAUGGUGUGAAACGCUCGCCGAGAUCAAUUGGCUGAACCGACAGCAGAUCAAAGAGGCUGAAAGGCUUAAAGCGAAACUGCCGCUCGACAGCCAAGGUGUCGCCGACCUUCUUCCCCAUCUCAAUUCACAAAUUACCCAACUGCUUUCGAGUCUUGUCACAAGCACGUUUGUCAUCGAGAAACAACCCCCUCAGGUGAUGAAAACUAACACGAGAUUUACGGCGACUGUGAGGCUCUUAGUAGGAGGAAAGCUAAACGUUCAUAUGACUCCUCCUCAUGUUAAAGUGACGAUAAUCAGCGAAGCUCAAGCAAAUUCACUUUUAAAAAAUGAAAAAGUCUCUAAAGGAGAUGCCAGUGGUGAGAUUUUGAAUAACACCGGCACGAUGGAAUACCAUGCUGCAACAAGACAAUUGUCUGUCAGUUUUCGGAACAUGCAGUUGAAAAAAAUCAAACGGGCAGAAAAAAAGGGUACAGAAUCCGUUAUGGAUGAGAAGUUUUCACUUUUGUUUUCUUCACAGUUUUCUGUUGGAGGCGGUGAACUAGUCUUCCAGGUAUGGACUCUUUCUUUGCCAGUUGUUGUCAUUGUUCACGGGAAUCAAGAGCCACACGCUUGGGCCACGGUGACAUGGGAUAAUGCAUUUGCAGAAGCCGGUAGAUCACCUUUUGCCGUCCCUGACAAAGUCCUUUGGCCUUAUGUUGCCGAAGCUUUAAACAUCAAGUUUUGCUCUCAAACUGGAAGACAGCUAAGCGAAGACAGCUUAAGGUUUCUUGCUGAAAAAGCAUUUAGAACAAGCAAUGUUAAUGAUUUCUCCGGUAUGAUGCUCAGUUGGUCGCAGUUUUGUAAAGAGCCUUUGCCCGAAAGAAACUUUACUUAUUGGGAGUGGUUUUAUGCAGUGAUGAAACUGACGAGGGAACACCUCAAAGGACCCUGGGUUGAUGGUUGUAUCCUCGGUUUUGUAAGGAAAAAGCAAGCCGAAGAAAUGCUCUUGACUUGUGCCAAUGGCACGUUUCUUCUUCGUUUUUCUGAUUCAGAACUCGGUGGUGUUACGAUAGCCUGGGUUGGCUGUACAGAAGAUUCAAAACAUUCUGAAGUCUUUAUGCUGCAGCCUUUCACAAGUAAGGAUUUUGCAAUAAGGAGCCUGGCCGAUCGAAUAUCCGAUCUUCACCAUUUGUUGUAUCUCUAUCCUGAUGUUUGCAAACAGCAAGCAUUUAGCAAAUAUUACACACCAUUUACAGAUAACAAUUCCACGACGACUAAUGGAUAUGUGAAACCCAUGCUGGUAACCCAGAUUCCAAGGUUCAGCAAUCCCAACAGCCUGCCACCCACACCACAAGCGAUCUUUCAACCACAAUCUCCAGAAAACAGCACAGUUGGAGAUAAUGUGAACAGCUACAUAAACGCAACUGAAAUGGAUUACCUGCUUGGAGUCGAGUUGUCAGGCAUCGACGACACUACCAUCGACAACUUUCCUGAUUUGAUGCAGUAUGCAAAAUAGUGAGAAAUUAUUGUUUUACAAUUUCCCACACCCGCAAGUACAAAAAUAAGAAUGUGACACGUUUUAAUUAAAAGGAAUGGAAACAAUUUACAUAAAAAAAUUUCCUCAGGGUUGUUUGCUAUCUUUACAUUUGAGGCAUUGGGUGUGAAUCCCUUGAUCAAGUCCUCCAUUUUAUUCAAACAAUUUUUAAUUAAUAUUUAUUUGCGCCCACUCUAUUAAGAUUUUUAUAAACUUGCAUCAUAAAACUGCUCUCUGCAACUGUUUUUAGCAUUUCAUAAUUUCAAUGCCUUAAAAUAAUAGAAGAGAAAGCCUUAAGAUUUAGAAUGUUAGGUCAAAAGUGCCAUUGAAAGUUUAAAUAGUUUAAGUAAAUAAAGUAUAUUUAGAAGAAAAAAUGUAUUGUCAAUUCAUUGUAAUGUUUAGAGUUUAUAUAGAUUUUAUUUUCUCAAAUUAUGUGAUACCGUUCCAGGCAGAUAGCGUAAGACCAUAAAAAUGGAAAAAAUUGGCCUGUGUUGCCCCUUUGCAAUAUUUUUUAUUUAUAGUUUGUAAAGUUCUAUAUCUUGUUCUACUUGGAUUGUUUUCUUGUUUGAUGUUUUAUGUAUUUGUUAAGGGUGAUAGAAAAGUGUGGAUUAUUUUCGCAAUUGUGGCAUCUGUGAUAUUUAAGGAAUGGCGAUAUAUUGAAGGAUGGACUCGUUUGAAAGUUCAACUGCCUUUUAAACAUUUUUUGUAUUAAUUUUAACAUUUUAUAAGCUUUCGUGAGCCUGCUAUUUUGAAGAUAUGACUUCCAUAAUUACAGAUUGAAAUCAAUGACUUUGUUUAGCAUUAAUAAACAAGAAUUAAUUUCUUAUGCCCAAUAGUUGCUUAGGUUACAAAUUACUGCUUAAUAAUAUGCCCCUAAACCGGUUACUAUUUUUUAACGUUUUAUAAAAUUAUUGUUCCAUAAUUUAAAAGAGUUAUAAUGUCCGUCUAUUGACCCAUCAUGAUUAAAUGUGAUUUAUGAUUAAAUGUACUUAUACAAAUACUUCCUUCUACAAUUUUUCUCACUUGAUUUCUUCCAGUUUUUGUCUACUUCUUUUAAAUUGUAUACAAUAAAAAUUUUAUUUGUUUACUCUUUUUUAUACUUGUUGUUAAGAAAUAAUUAAAUAAAGAAAAAUGGGUUACAUUAGCUUAGUUUUGAUGUAUUGCUGAUGUUAAUCAGGGAAAUUGGAUAAAGUGCAAAUUUCUGUGAGAAGUUUGUUCUAUUUUAAUACUAAAAACCUGGUUUGUUUUACAGUUGUGUCAAACAUAAUUUUAAAAACUAAUGAUUGUCAUAAUUUUAUAAUUUCUUUAAACAGAUCUAUGUGAUAAAAACUUUCAGAAAUGUUAGUAAAUCUAAAUUGAUUCUAAGGUGGUUUUAUUAUUUUGUAAAAGUAUUAUCUGGUCACUUGGAUUCAGAAUUAAAAAGCAAUAAUAAUUAUAUGUGA